Pezoporus flaviventris is the source of this 5149-nucleotide messenger RNA. RefSeq names its product glutaminase (gene GLS). Gene Ontology annotation, biological process: L-glutamine catabolic process. Gene Ontology annotation, molecular function: protein binding; glutaminase activity. The transcript is spliced from 18 exons. Bases 40 to 2016 code for a protein of 658 amino acids. The record is from RefSeq and is a predicted model, not a curated record. Lineage: Eukaryota; Metazoa; Chordata; Aves; Psittaciformes; Psittacidae.
CGGCGCUUCGGAGCAUUCGGCGGAGGGAAGUGGCGCAGCAUGAUGCGGCUGUGGCGAUCGGCGUUGCUGCGGGAGCUGCUGCUGCUCGGGCCGCCGGGGCCGGCCGGCGGCAGCGGCUCAGGUACCGGUGCCGGCACCAGGCGCCGCCCGUCGCCGCUGGCUGCCUUUGGAGCGAGCCCACCCGUCUCCCGCCGCGGCGGCCCGGGGCUGCUGCCGCCGCCGCCGCCUUCGGCUAGGGGUUUGUGCACGCGCUCGGAGGGAGCCUUGGAGGAGCCGGGGAAGGGAGCGCAGGCGCCGUCGCCGACCCCCGGCGAGCCCUCCGCCGACAGCGGCCACAACAAUAACCACGGCGGCGGCAAGGAGCUGGCCGGAGGCGGCGGCGGGGGGGAGAAUAAAGUGAAGCAAGGGCUCCUUCCUAGCUUAGAAGAUCUACUUUUCUAUACUAUUGCAGAAGGACAAGAAAAAAUACCAGUUCAUAAAUUCAUAACUGCACUCAAAUCUACAGGAUUGCGUACAUCUGAUCCCCGAUUGAAAGAAUGCAUGGAUAUGUUAAGAUUGACCCUUCAAACAACUUCAGAUGGCGUUAUGCUGGACAAAGACCUUUUUAAAAAGUGUGUACAAAGUAACAUUGUGUUGCUUACUCAAGCUUUCAGGAGGAAGUUUGUCAUUCCAGAUUUUAUGUCGUUUACUUCACAUAUUGAUGAGCUCUAUGAAAGUGCUAAAAAGCAAUCUGGAGGGAAGGUUGCUGACUAUAUUCCACAACUGGCCAAGUUCAGCCCUGAUUUGUGGGGUGUGUCACUUUGCACAGUGGACGGACAGAGGCAUUCUGUUGGCGAUACCAAAGUUCCAUUUUGUCUCCAGUCCUGUGUAAAACCUUUGAAAUAUGCUAUUGCUGUUAAUGAUCUUGGCACAGAGUAUGUGCACAGAUACGUUGGUAAAGAGCCUAGUGGAUUAAGAUUCAACAAAUUGUUCCUGAAUGAAGAUGACAGGCCUCAUAACCCUAUGGUGAAUGCUGGAGCAAUUGUGAUCACAUCUUUAAUCAAGCAAGGAGCAAAUAAUGCAGAAAAGUUUGACUACGUAAUGCAAUUCAUGAAUAAAAUGGCUGGUAAUGAGUAUGUUGGAUUCAGUAAUGCUACGUUCCAGUCAGAAAGAGAGAGUGGAGAUAGAAAUUUUGCAAUCGGCUAUUACUUGAAAGAAAAAAAGUGCUUUCCUGAAGGCACGGAUAUGGUUGCUAUACUAGACUUCUAUUUUCAGCUUUGCUCAAUAGAGGUAACAUGUGAAUCGGCAAGUGUGAUGGCAGCAACUCUGGCUAAUGGUGGCUUUUGCCCAAUCACUGGUGAAAGAGUACUGAGUCCUGAAGCAGUCCGGAAUACCUUGAGUUUGAUGCAUUCCUGUGGCAUGUAUGACUUCUCAGGGCAGUUUGCCUUCCAUGUUGGUCUUCCUGCAAAAUCUGGAGUUGCUGGUGGGAUUCUUCUGGUUGUUCCUAAUGUCAUGGGCUUGAUGUGCUGGUCACCUCCUUUGGACAAGAUGGGCAACAGUGUUAAAGGAAUUCACUUUUGUCAUGAUCUGGUUUCUCUGUGCAAUUUCCAUAACUACGAUAACUUGAGGCACUUUGCAAAAAAGCUUGAUCCUCGCAGAGAAGGUGGUGAUCAGCGGGUGAAGUCUGUGAUAAAUCUUCUGUUUGCUGCCUACACGGGGGAUGUGUCUGCGCUCCGGAGAUUUGCUCUGUCAGGAAUGGAUAUGGAACAAAGAGACUAUGACUCACGAACAGCCCUGCAUGUAGCAGCGGCAGAAGGACAUGUGGAUGUUGUUAAAUUCUUGUUGGAAGCAUGCAAAGUGAAUCCUUUCCCCAAAGACAGGUGGAAUAACACUCCUAUGGAUGAAGCUUUACAUUUCGGACACCACGAUGUGUUUAAAAUUCUUCAAGAAUAUCAGGUCCAAUACACGCCAUCAGAGGAUUCCAAGAAUGGGAAGGAGAACCGAACGGUUCAUAAAAAUCUAGAUGGCUUACUAUAAUCAUCUUCAGCUAGAUCCUAAGAAUCAAAUCACCUAUUUAAUUGUGGUAUACAUAAGUAAUGAAGAGCGUGUGUGUUUCUAUCUGAUAGUGGUAUAUAUUUUACGGAAGUCUCUGUUACUUCAGUGUUAUGUUACAGGAGUUUCUAUACGCACAGGACAAAUCCAAUCUCUCUCUAAAGAAACAAAACCAACUAAGAAUCUCCCUCCAUAAUGUGAGCAAUAUUACCUCAUGCUGCAUAUAAUUGAUGUAUAAAAAUAUUUAGCUGUUGUUGGCUUUACUGUGCACUACUUAAUUUAUUUUUGUGUUCUAUGUGAACUCUAGUCUGUGGUCAGGAUUUUUUCUGCUGAGUUUUUGUUUCCUAUAGCCUCUGUUUCCAGUAUGGCCAAGGUGAGCCAGAGUGCUGUCAGGUCUGAGCAUCAGUGAGGUUUUUCACAAGCUGAGGAUGCAGAUGUAGAUUUAAGCUGGGUGUGUUAAGUAAGGAUCUGCACUUACUGCUGGGAAAAUAAACCUAAGUAAAAAAGUCCACCUUGUUUACAUAAUAUAAAUAUCAACAGAGUAUAUAGAUGACAGUUGUCAAUGGUCUAGACUUGUUCUUAGGUAGUCUUGUCACGGAAUUUGUUUUAAGGUUUUUUGACCAAAUAGCGUAGGGGAAUGGGACAUCAAAGAGUGUUUAGUGAGGUUUUUGUCUUGGAAGAGUUUCUUUCAGUUCCCUUUGUCUCACCUCCCUCCUCGCUCUCCAUGUUCAGCUGCUAAAGUACUUCCCUGUCACUGGGGAAAGCGGGUGCUUCCACUCUAUGCAGUUGUGUUCCUAGCCAGGUACAUUUGCACUACAGCAAGCCUUGGCAAGCUGCAGAACCCCCCAGUGGGCUCAUGCGUGCUGUUCUUGGUGCUUGCACCAGGAACCAGAGAGGGGUAUGGAAGCAUGUGAAAGGCAAAGUACUAAACCAAAUAUUGCAUGUAGAUCUGACUUACUUUAGGCUUGCGAUAAGGAACACGGACAGAGUCAACCAGCUUUAAGGAGCAUAGAGCCAGUCAAAGAACGAGCAGAGCAGGAGAUAAGCCAAAUUUUUGGGUAUGUUCUCUUCUUGGACUGCCAUCAACCAGGGAGCAGGAUAUUGCACCAGUGGGGUUCCACUGGUGCAGAACAUGUUGUUCAGCAUCAGGAGCACAAGCAGGUGAUGCCUUUUGUGGUGAACGGUGGCACUCCUGCCUUGUCACUGGAGCCAGCUCAGCAUGUGCCCCAUCAUGGGGAAAUGUCAUUGCAGAUACUUGCUAUUUGCGGAAGUACGUUACUUGUUCCCUAUCCCACGUGCAAUUGCUUCUGCUGAUACCGUGGCACAGAACCUCUGAAGUGAUCAGUCACGGAGGGGUUGGAUAUUCACAAAACACCACAGGUGUGCACAUAGGCAAGAGUUUUAGCACAAGAAUUAUAGGCAAGAGUCAUUUAGCACAUGGAAAAGGAGAUUGUGUUUGAGAGUUGUGUGUGUGGCUGUUUUUAUUCUAGCACAUAGUGUACAAGCCAGCAGUAGAUCUCAAAGUCAAAAUUUUCUGUGUUGAGGCACCAAAAUCCUCCUGAAAUAAUGCCCAAAUCCUUUCUGGAAUGGCCCGAGCACUUUAUAAAGAUGAUCUGAACCACAUUAUCGUCCUUUUGCAAACGAGUACACUGAGGCAUAGAGAGAAGUAACUUCUCCAGAGUGACCCAGCAGGUCAGCGUGGCUGAGAGUAAAUUCUCUCACGUUCCUGUACAGGCUCUGGCUGGUAUAUGCCAUACUGCCUCCUGGCAGGGAAAAGUGCUUGAUACUCAUCACGAGCAGCGACUGUCCUCAUGAUGGUGGAAUCUUGGAAGAGUCUGAAAGCCUAAGGCCCAACAUAGCAUUUUGAAGCUGACUGGUAUGGUUAUCAAACACUUCUCAUCAAUCUUACUGUUCUUAAACUGGGGUUUUUUGUUUGUUUUUUUUCUCCUUCUCUUUUUUGGAGAUCAGCUAUUUUUCUGAAGGCUUUUAACCCAUUCUUUUCACAUCCUGUAUCACAGCCACCCACUUCUAACCAAGAACUACACAAAACGGCCUCUGGCUCUUUGAGCCACAUCAGUCACACAGUAGCACAAGGCCUCUGCCCUACUGCACCCUGAACUAAAUCCCAGCAUGUUUUCUCUGUCAAAUUCAGUGCAGAGGAAUAUUUUCAGAUGGAUUCCAGUGAAGUAUUCUGUAUCUCAGUGCUAAUCUGACUUCUUCCAUGUUUUAUUUCCUAUUAAGACAUAUCCUUUAGCUUCUCAGAAAAAUACCUGAUUCAGCUUUAUUUAACUGAAAUUUGCAUUGCUUGAACUGGCAUUUUUAAAAUAGAGGUAUAUUAUAGAAUACACGUGUAUUAAGAACCAAACCAACCCAAAAGAAGGAUUUAUACUGAGUUAACAUUUAAGGAUCAUGGCUGUCCCUAAGCUUAAUGCUUUCCUGAAUCAUACUGAGUGCUUUUAGCCAGUCCUUGCUUCAGUGCAUUUAUGCUGGUUAGUUUUAGUAUUUUCUCAUUGUGAGAAGAUGGAUUAUUUUGUAACGUCCAAUUCAGCAAUGCAGCUAUCUAGACAUGACGUUAUAUUUAUAAAUAUCAGUAGAUGCAGUACAUUGGUUUGGCUGUUUAGCAUUCAUGACACUGACAUGUAGAUUUUAUCGUAAAUAGCUUUUGGUUAUCUUAUCAGUCGCUGACUUCCUUAUGCUCCAAAGAGGAUUCCCCUACUCCUUUGUUUUUAUGUCACGUAUGUUUCUUCUGUAUCACAACCUAAAAUCGUCAAGCUAACUUAAUGCUUUGUACUCAGAAAUAUUGUGAUAGUCUUAGCAUUAAUUAGGCCUCUCUUUGUGAACAAAAUGUAUUGUACCAGAUUUUUUUGCUUCAGAGCUGGACUAUCAGUGACUAUACUUAUUGGCAGUGUACUUCUGGUCAUUGUAAUUGACUGGGCUGAUCUUGACUCUUAGAUUCAGUAUUGUGGGGAAUAGACAGUGAUGAAUGUAUUUCUAGCAGUUUCCCAUGAAUGAAUCUAAACUUGAGCUGUGCUGGUUCUGAAAAUGAAAGUUAUUUAUUUUAAGAAAUAAAAUCCAGAUAGUGUUGCUUUUUACAGCAUAAUAAAUGGAAAUACCAAGA